Molecule: messenger RNA, 1892 nt
Organism: Eurytemora carolleeae
Lineage: Eukaryota; Metazoa; Arthropoda; Copepoda; Calanoida; Temoridae
Product: tyrosine-protein phosphatase non-receptor type 2
Biological process (GO): protein dephosphorylation
Molecular function (GO): protein tyrosine phosphatase activity
Source: RefSeq, a predicted model, not a curated record
AAUUCUCAUUAUUUAAGACAAUAUUUCAGAACUUGACCUAAUGUCUGUUAAUUUGAGCUCGAGCGUCUGACUAUUCUUUUUGGAGGAAAAAGGACAAAACUGAAAAUGGAAGAAGAAUUUAGAGAAAUUCAAAAUAUGUGGAGACACCACUAUUCCACGAUUUGUAUCGAGUCACGAAACAUCGAUCAUCCUGCAUUGGAAGCUUUAAAGCCUGAGAACAAAUCUUUAAACAGAUAUAGGGAUGUGUAUCCUUAUGAUCAUAGCAGAGUGCCCCUUAAAAGUGUUGCCAAAACUGAUUAUAUAAACGCGAGCCUGGUUGAGGUUCCAGAGGUGAAGAGAAAAUACAUCCUUACUCAGGGACCACUUGGGAACACUGUGGACCAUUUUUGGUCCAUGGUCUGGGAACAGGUGCUGUACGUGAUUCUGGUAGUCUGGAGCAAGAUGUUGGCCCCGCUAUUGUACACUGUUCUGCAGGUAUCGGGCGGUCAGGGUCAUUUAUCCUGGUGGACUCGUGUCUACUAAGAGCUGAGACGGAGGGUCCUGAUAGUGUUAAUAUCAAGCAAACCCUCCUCAAUAUGAGAACUUACAGGAUGGGUUUGAUACAGACGGAGGACCAGCUAAAGUUCACGUAUUUAUCUAUAAUUGAGGGAGCUCGACAGAGUGGAUUAAUCAGCAGUCAACUAGAUUUAUCUGAUCCUGGCUCGGAGCUCAUCAGUUCUAGUUCUAGUGAUGAUGAAGCACCGCCUCCUCUUCCUCCUCCUCGUUCAGAAUCAUUACAGGAGAAAGGUGUAGAGAAGAAGAUAGAUGAUCCGUUCUCCAGUAUUCCAGCUACUCUUGAGUCUCUUGUCAACGGAGAUGCGGAGUUUGUGUACUCCGUCGUUAACGGAGUAGUGAGUCUAGAUUCAGAGCCAAGUUCUGAUCCUAGUUCUCCCUCUACUCCAGCUGCCAUGGAUUCCCCAGCUAAAUGUAUUCUAAACAAUAAUAAACUAGAAGAGAGGAAAAGGGAAAUGGAAUUGCGAAGACGAAAGAAGGAAGAUGAGAGAGCGAAUACUGAAGAAAAGCUGAGGAAAAUACAGGAGAAGAUGAAGGAGAGCGAGGCCUGGGUGUCAAGGAAGCAGAACAUGAAGGAGACGAUCCUUCCCUUCUGUGUCGGGCUGGCCAUGUUUCUGGCAGGAGGGUACUAUUACUUCAGGAGUUGAGAAGACUGAUCGAACAUUAAGAACCUGAAAUUUUGUAUAAUACAGUAGCACAGUCAAUUCCUUCAACUGCAGUUGGUCGGCCAUUAUAUCAAUACAAUAAGACGACUGUUCAGUUAAAGUGCUUUGUUACCUAACAAUUACUGAGGGGCAUCGUUUUAAGAUAUGUUCUUAAAAAAGUUUUCAGGCUUUUUAAAGGCUUUGCAAGAAUCUGAGAUGCAAAUCCUAUUUAAAAAUUACAUGCUAGACUAGUUAUUUUUCGCACACAGCAAUAUUUUUACUCUGAUCAUAGAUUUUAACCAUAACGAUUUGAAAAAUUUUGCUUCGUAUAAUAAAAUCAAACCUGUCUAGCAUGUAAAUUUGGAAACGGAUUUGCAUCUCAGAUUCUUGUGAAGACUUAAAAAGCCUAAAAACUUUGAAUGAUGCCCUUCAGUAAUAACAAGGCUAUUUUAAAUUACAAGUUUACAAGUAGACAAACAGUAGCGGUUAAUUGAAUUUACAUGUGUCUGCUGUUUGAAGAAUUCGGAGAAAAUCCCUCCCACCCAUUAAUCUUUGUGUUUUCUACUUAUCUCUAAUUCUUUUUAUUAUUAUUUUUUUACUUUCUUGUUUAUUUAUUUAAAUCUGAUCCUACUGUGCGUGUCGUUCUUCUGGAAAUUUAAUAUUUGUUUUCGAUUAAUAAAUGAACUAACAAGCUUA